Messenger RNA from Parasteatoda tepidariorum (common house spider), 1593 nucleotides. RefSeq names its product degenerin-like protein asic-2. Gene Ontology annotation, biological process: sodium ion transmembrane transport. Gene Ontology annotation, cellular component: plasma membrane. Lineage: Eukaryota; Metazoa; Arthropoda; Arachnida; Araneae; Theridiidae. Gene Ontology annotation, molecular function: ligand-gated sodium channel activity. The record is from RefSeq and is a predicted model, not a curated record.
AUGAAUCAAGGAAAGUUCCGGUGGUUAGCGAGCAUCGAGGAACUAGAUAAAAUAAGCCCUUUAGAAGAAACUUUUAAUGAAAACAAGAGAUCAUUAUCGAGUUUAGUGAUGGCAUCUUACAACAAGUCUUCUAUUCCAGCUAUUUCUCACAUAAGAAAUUCCGACACUAAAUUUCGCAAAUAUUUUUGGAGUCUUGCUUUACUCGUCACUUCAUGCGUGUGCAUCUAUGAAGUUCAUAAAUUUUUCUGCAUCUAUUUAGAAUAUCCUGUUAUAACUGAUUUGAAAAUUGAUUCAAAUUUAAAACUAAUAUUCCCUGCGGUGACUUUCUGCAAUUUGAAUAGAAUGAAAAGAGAAUAUAUGGAUUGUACAGACAAGUCUUUUAAGAAAUGCAUCGAAGGAAAGUUUUCACAUUCAGUGAGUAACCUGCUCCCGCAUCAUGAUAAAAUAUAUUCCGAAAACAAUGCAGAGUUACACAACGAUUCCGAUAAAACAUUUCCAGUAUAUGGUGGAACAAAUACAGAGAGAUUUGUCACUAAAUACAUGAAAUUAGACACAAGCAGCAAAAGGUGCUAUGGUCAUCUGUUUCACGAGUUAGUUCAAAAGUGUUCUUUCCAAUCAAAUCCAUGUAGCAAAACGGAGUUCAGUUACCAUCACAGUGUGCAGUUUGGAAAUUGCUACACCUUUAAUGCGAAUCCUAGGGAUUUAAUGGCCAUCACUGAAAGAGGUUCAACAGCUGGACUGGAAAUGGAUUUAAAUAUUCAUGAAGAGCAAUAUUUAGAUUUAACACAAUCUUCGGGUUUACGUUUGGUCAUUCACAAUCGAGAUGAACAACCCAACUUGGUCGAAAAUGGAAUAAACAUCAGCCCUGGUUUUGAAACUCAAGUAGCACUCACAAAAGUUUCACGUAAGAGGUUACCCAAACCUUUUAAGGAUGGCUGUAAAAAGUACGACUAUGAGACAACAGUUAAGAGUCAGCAUGACUGUAUCGUCUCGUGUAAGCAACGUUACAGUUUGUACAAGUGCUUUUGUACAGAUCCCUUCAUUCCGCACGCAGGAUUAAAGCCUUGUGAUUUAGGAAAUUUGGAAGAUAAGGAAUGCUUAAAUGAAGUAAUGAAUUCUUUUGUUGAAGGUAAUAUAACCUGUGACUGUCCACUUUCGUGUUCCUCUGAAACUUAUGAUUUACUAGUUUCGUCAUCUUCGUUACCAUCUGAUACAAACAGCAACGAUCCAGACGCUGCUCUCGGUAUGCUUGAAGCGAAUUGUACCUAUGACUACAAUCUGUUUAAAAAAUGGAUAAUUUUGGGUGAUGCAACUCAUUACAAUAAAUCUCUGAAAUUUCUCCCAAGUCGUGUCUCCCAUUUUCGGGAAAAGAGAAAUGUGAAUGCUUCGAAGUCUAAUUUAAAGUUGAAAGUUUACUUCAAAACUCUGGAUCAGAAAAUUUAUACGCAAAAAGCUAGAUAUUUAAAUUUUCAGUUGCUUGCACAUUUAGGUGGUUUCCUAGCUUUCUGGUUGGGAACGUCGAUUGCUGUAAUUUUUGAAAUGGCAGAAAAUUUUUUGAGACUUAUUCUCUAUUAUAUAAAAAUUUACAUUUAG